This is a messenger RNA of Bombus pyrosoma, 1290 nucleotides long. RefSeq names its product protein yellow-like (gene Y-y). Gene Ontology annotation, cellular component: extracellular region. Bases 1 to 1290 code for a protein of 429 amino acids. Lineage: Eukaryota; Metazoa; Arthropoda; Insecta; Hymenoptera; Apidae. The record is from RefSeq and is a predicted model, not a curated record. The transcript is spliced from 6 exons.
AUGUUUCGCGUAUUUCUUUUCGUGAGUUUACUAUACCUGGGAACCAAGAGCGUCGAUGGACUUCAAAAAUGGGGUACACAGUUCGGGCAAGCACCUGUGUUAGAAAGAUUUUUCUGGAGAACGGUGGACUUCGCCUAUCCAGAUGAAGCCAGCAGAAAAAUGGCAAUGAUGAAAGGAGAAUUCAUUCCAGAAAACGCGUUGCCUGUUGGCAUAGAAAUUUGGAGAAACAAGCUGUUCGUCACCGUACCGAGAUGGCGCAAUGGAAUACCGGCGACAUUAAACUACAUAUCGCUCGACACAAAUCGAGGUGGCUCACCGAAGCUUACCCCUUAUCCGAAUUGGGCACAAAACAAAGCUGGAGCUUGUGGUAGUGCAAUUACUACUGCUUAUAGAAUACACGCAGAUGUCUGUGACAGACUCUGGGUGUUGGAUACUGGUACGAUAGGUAUUGGAAACACUACGAUACAGGCAUGUCCUUACACUCUGAAUGUCUUUGAUUUAACAACGGAUAAAAUUUUAAGGCAAUAUAGAUUGAGGGCUGAAGAUAUUAAUAUGAACACUUUCAUCGCCAAUAUUGCAGUCGAUUUGGGAAAAGGCGGUUGCGAGGACGCUUUCGCCUAUAUGUCUGACGAACUUGGAUAUGGGCUGAUCGUAUAUUCUUGGGAACAAAAUAAAUCUUGGCGGCUUACACAUAGCUAUUUCAUGCCAGAUCCUCUGGCCGGGGACUACAAUAUCGGUGGUAUAAAUUUCCAAUGGGGUGAAGAAGGAGUCUUCGGUAUGAGUUUAUCUCCUAUCGCUGCCAAUGGAUAUAGGACAUUAUUCUUCCAUCCUCUAAGUAGUAGAAGAGAAUUUGCAGUUUCUACACGAAUUUUAAGGGAUGAAACCUUGUCUCAAGAUAGUUACCAUGAAUUCCAGGUUCUUCCUGAAAGAGGACCACUUGGCCAUUGCACUUCUUCUAUUAUGGAUGAAAAUGGACUUCAAUUUUUCAACUUAAUCGAUCAAAAUGCAGUAGGUUGUUGGAAUUCUGUGUUACCAUAUGCACCUGAAAACCAUGCGGUCGUUGCUAGACACGAUGAAGCUAUGAUAUUCCCAGCAGAUGUUAAGGUAAAUCGUGGUUUGUUAUGGAUUAUAUCAGAUAGAAUGCCAGUAUUCUUACUGUCAACUUUGAACUACACCGACGUGAACUUUAGAAUAUUAACAAUACCAGUUCGAGAUGCGAUCGCAGGUACAGUUUGUGAAAAUGUAUCUCCUUGGGGAUACGUUAGCAAUUCUCUUUGGUGGGAAUCAUAA